UUUACCAGCCAUUGUCCUCUUCUACACAGAUUACUCUAUAUCUCUCCCUGAGUCUGGAGAGCACAGGAAAUCCUGCCUUCUCAUGUGCCUUCACUAAAGAAAGUGUAAACCUGUGUGCUGGCUCUGAUCUGUCUGCAGUCUUCCCAAACUGCUCCUGUAGUUUUUCUGACCAGAUGCUCUAUACUGGAGGUUUAAAAGUCUCUGCUACUGUUACUGUUGAGGAUCAGAGGAUCACAGAGAUGCUGACACUGAGGAACUGCUCCAGUAUCACAGAUCAUUCAACAAAUGCUUCUUAUACACAGUGUGUUCAGUGUGUAUCAUCUGGGUGUCACUGGUCCUCUUCCUCUAAGCGUUGUGAUUGGACACUUGGACCCGGACCACAGUCAAACAUAAAGGAUGCAUGUAAACAUCUGCUCUCUCAGAUGGACUACAAAAAGCCAGAGAUUCUUUCUCUAGAGCCCAACAAGGUUUCUUUCCAUGGCAAAAACAACGUUUCACUAAAAGGAAGGAACCUGGAAUCUGUUACUAAAAUCCGUAUUAAAGGAGAUCUGGACUGCAUUCCUAAAGAAUCUCUAGUGUUUGAUCGCUUCAGUGACACUUUAUGGUUCCACAUUCCUCCCAGUGGAACUAAAGGAACAGUCAAAGUGUGUGUUGUUACUCCUGACGACCGUUGUCAUGGUAACAGCAUCAUCACUUACGGUUCUCAGCCCAGCUGCACUGGGAUACAGCCCACAGUCAGCUGGAACAGUGGAGGAAGGAAGAUUCAUGUUCAGGGCAGCAAUCUGGAAUUUGUGGAAUCAGUUUCUGUCAGUAAUAUGAAAACAAAAUACAACACAAGCUCAGGGGAUAUGUGGUUUCACUCCCCCCAAUGCUAUGGUUAUUAUGAUUGUCGUUCUUUUAACUUGCAUGUGGGGGACUCCAGUCUGAACUAUGAGUAUUUGUCCUAUGAGCCCGAUCCAGUUUUCAUCGGAUUCACUACCUUUCAGGUGGCCAAUGAUCUACAGGUGAAAAUUAAGAAAAGGGCAGAUAUGUUGCAUUUGAGUGUGAAUGAGGUGACUGUGAUGGGUCAACAGGGAGAUCAGCAGUAUCAGUGUGUUUUGGAGGAAAUUCAGUCCAAAGCUGUCAUCUGUAAGAUUAAAGGAGAAUCAGGAGCCGUCACAGCAGUGGACUCACUCAAAAUCAACGUUGGGUAUUUUUCUACUUCCCUACGACAAGAAAGACCAGAGUAUUUGGGAUUUUUUUCUAUAGUAUUUUCUUUAGUAUUCGUAUUCUUUUGUCUUAUCUUUUUGAUUUUGUUAUCAAUUUGUCGGGUUUAACAUGAUUUCCGAUCUAUUUUUCCUGUUCAGUGGCCACUCCAAAUAAGAUAUAUACAAACAUACAGCCUUUAAAAGUGAAAUUGUGUUGUAAAGUUAUGUUUAAGUCAGAGUAAUAUCUCUUGUUCAGAAAUCUCCUGUUAGAUCUAUACUGUAGAGCUGUUCUCCAGACAGCAGGUGGCGCUUUAUACUCACAUAUUAUGACACGCUGUAAAA
Molecule: messenger RNA, 1529 nt
Organism: Carassius carassius (crucian carp)
Lineage: Eukaryota; Metazoa; Chordata; Actinopteri; Cypriniformes; Cyprinidae
Product: plexin-C1-like
Exons: 10
Coding region: 174-1316 (380 amino acids)
Biological process (GO): regulation of GTPase activity; negative regulation of cell adhesion; regulation of cell shape
Cellular component (GO): semaphorin receptor complex
Molecular function (GO): semaphorin receptor activity
Source: RefSeq, a predicted model, not a curated record